Messenger RNA from Cylicostephanus goldi, 126 nucleotides. Lineage: Eukaryota; Metazoa; Nematoda; Chromadorea; Rhabditida; Strongylidae. The record is from the annotation of a GenBank genome assembly.
AUGCAAAUCGUGAUCGUUGGCUCAGCUGUCAACGAUCAUAAGAGGAAAGAGGACGGUCUGGUCGGCGCUACAGCCAAACUCGCUCUGUCCACUGCGAAAUCUCCCAGUCGAGGUAGGAAAGACUAA